AUGCCGCCGCCGCGCUCCUCCGCGGGCGCCCCCUGCCGGUCGGGCCCCGCCCCGCCCUACCGGCGGAGAUCCCGCCCGUUCCGGCCCUCGCCCCGCCCCGCCCCGCCCCGGUCCGGCCCAGCCCCGCGCGGUAAGAUGGCGGCGGCGGCUGAGGCCGAGUGCGAUGUGGUCAUGGCGGCGCCCGACGGGCCCGGCGAGACCGACAGCGACGAGGAGGCGCGCAGAGAAGCAGAAGCAUUCAAGGAGCAGGGAAAUGCAUACUAUGCCAAGAAAGAUUACAACGAAGCGUUCAACUACUACACAAAAGCCAUAGACACGUGUCCCAAUAAUGCCAGUUAUUAUGGGAACAGAGCUGCCACGCUCAUGAUGCUGGGGAGGUUCCGAGAGGCGCUGGAGGAUGCUCAGCAGUCGGUCAGGUUGGACGACAGCUUCGUACGGGGCCACCUCCGGGAAGGGAAGUGCCACCUUUCCCUAGGGAAUGCCAUGGCUGCCAGCCGCUGCUUUCAACGAGUUCUAGAACUGGAUCAUAAAAAUACCCAGGCACAGCAGGAGCUGAAGAAUGCCACGACUGUGCUUGAGUAUGAAAAAAUAGCUGAAGUGGAUUUUGAGAAACGGGAUUUCAGGAAGGUUGUGUUUUGCAUGGAUCGUGCUCUGGAGUUCGCUCCCGCCUGUCACCGCUUCAAAAUCCUCAAGGCCGAGUGUUUGGCACUGCUGGGCCGGUACCCCGAGGCACAGUCUGUGGCCAGUGACAUCCUGAGGAUGGACUCCACCAACGCCGACGCGCUCUACGUGCGCGGGCUGUGCCUGUACUACGAGGACUGCAUCGAGAAGGCCGUGCAGUUCUUUGUGCAGGCCCUCAGGAUGGCCCCUGACCAUGAGAAGGCCUGUCUUGCCUGCAGGAAUGCCAAAGCACUUAAAGCGAAGAAGGAAGAUGGGAAUAAAGCAUUCAAGAAAGGCAACUACAAACUAGCAUAUGAACUGUACACAGAGGCACUAGGAAUAGACCCAAAUAAUAUCAAAACAAAUGCCAAACUCUACUGCAACAGAGGGACGGUUAAUUCAAAGCUUAGGAAACUCGAGGAAGCGAUCGACGACUGCACGAACGCGGUGAAGCUGGAUGACACCUAUGUCAAAGCCUACCUGAGGAGGGCACAGUGUUACAUGGACACAGAGCAAUAUGAAGAUGCUGUAAGAGACUAUGAGAAGGUUUAUCAGACAGAGAAAACAAAAGAACACAAGCAGCUCCUAAAGAAUGCACAGGUGGAACUGAAAAAGAGCAAAAGGAAAGACUACUACAAAAUCCUGGGGGUGAACAAAAACGCCUCAGAAGAUGAGAUCAAGAAAGCUUACAGGAAAAGAGCACUAAUGCACCAUCCAGACAGACACAGUGGAGCAAGUGCAGAGGUACAGAAGGAAGAAGAGAAGAAAUUUAAGGAGGUUGGUGAAGCCUUCACCAUCCUGUCAGAUCCCAAGAAGAAGGCUCGCUAUGACAGUGGGCAGGACUUGGAGGAGGAUGGAUUAAACAUGGGAGAAUUUGAUCCAAACAACAUCUUCAAGGCCUUCUUCAGCGGGCCAGGGGGCUUCAGCUUUGAAGCUUCUGGGCCUGGAAAUUUCUUUUUCCAGUUUGGCUAAGAAGCAAACAAACACAAAUCAAACCACACAUACCUGAUCUGCUUCUUUUAACCUCGAGUAUGGACAGCCCCAGACUCCUCCUCCAUCACGUCUCGUUGUCCUUUAGAGCAGUUUCAUUUCUGGGUUGGAGCCUCUGUUUGUGUGUUGUGUGUGUGAAGAGGAAACCAGCUCGGGAGGGGAAGGCUUGUGAAUUUUGUUUUACUGUUUAACUUUAUUAAAAAAGAAAAAUUGAAAAAAAAAUAAAAGCUUUGAAUCUUUUGGUCCCUCCAUGCUGGCCCGUGCUUUCAGCUGCUUCUGCCCCUCAACACAGAGGAUUUCCUGGAAUCUUCCCAGAAUCUCCACAUGUGUGAGGGAGAAAGAAUUCCUGGUUUGUUUCUGGUUGCUUCCAAAGCAGCAUGUCCAAGGUUUGGAGUAACUUGUAAGUUAUCUUAAUCUUUUGGAAAUACUGCCAAGGCUCAAUCCAGUUUUGUACAAUCCCAUUUCACCUGCAAGCCUGGCUUCUUGGCUCUUUUUAUUUCUUUUUUUUUUUCCCAUGGUUCUCCCAGCAAGGCCCAUUUGGGCAUUAAACUUCUGUGAUAACAUGUGAGCUUACAAUUCUGUAUCAGAGAAAUGCUGCUUAGAGUUCCAAGAGCAGCUUAUGUGAGAAUUCCCUGUGAUGCAGCUGGAAUUAAGGGCUUUGUGUUCCCAAGAUUGUCCUGUUUAAGGGAAUAUUGAAUUUGCUCUGGGCUGAAUUCCUUCACUGUACUUUUUUAAAUUAAUCCACUUGAAUAUUUUAUAUUUGUGCUAAACUUGAUUUUUGUUGAGCUUGA
Molecule: messenger RNA, 2441 nt
Organism: Zonotrichia leucophrys gambelii
Lineage: Eukaryota; Metazoa; Chordata; Aves; Passeriformes; Passerellidae
Gene: DNAJC7
Product: DnaJ heat shock protein family (Hsp40) member C7
Exons: 14
Coding region: 1-1632 (543 amino acids)
Molecular function (GO): protein binding
Source: RefSeq, a predicted model, not a curated record